Zymoseptoria tritici IPO323 is the source of this 705-nucleotide messenger RNA. RefSeq lists its product as uncharacterized. The record is from RefSeq and is a predicted model, not a curated record. Bases 127 to 705 code for a protein of 192 amino acids. The transcript has 3 exons. Lineage: Eukaryota; Fungi; Ascomycota; Dothideomycetes; Mycosphaerellales; Mycosphaerellaceae.
AUAACCCAUCCAUCAUCUACACCUCGCGACCACAUUGCUACUGCUCAACCUCACGCGCCGUCAAAAGUCGUCCCAUCAGAUCACUUGCGCCAAGAACAUCUACUCCACCCAUCGACUUCUACCGCAAUGGCCGACAAGGAAAUCAAGGAAGGCGACCAAGUCUCCUGGCAAUGGUCCGGCUCCCGUCCUGGCGGCGAAGUGGCCGAGGUCAAAGACCAAGGCAAGGUCGAAAUCGAGACCAAGCGCGGCAACACCGUGCACAAGAACGCCGAGCCCGACAACCCGGCCGUCAAGAUCUCUCGCUCCGGUAACGAUGUCGUAAAGAAAGCCUCCGAGCUCAAGGUCGACAAGGAGGGCGACAAGCACAAGGAAGCUCCCGGCGACGAGAAGACGGUGUCCAAGGACGAGGCGGAGAAGAGCGAUGAAAAGGACGACGAGAAGAAGGAGAACGGCGACGCUGAAACCGGUGACAAGCGCAAGGCUGAGGACACUGCGGAGGAGAAGAAGGAUGAAGAGGAUGGUGAUGCAAAGAAGCAGAAGAAGGACAAUGGUGCCUCCAAGGCCAACGGCGAUGCUGCGCCGAAGAAGAAGGGCCGUCCGGCGAAGAGCGCUAAUGGCGAGACUGCGGCGAAGAAGGACACCAAGAAGAAGGAGCCCAAGAAGGCUGCCACUGAGUCUGCCACAUUCGUCGCCAACGUCAUCUGA